AAAGGGGAGGGGGGACGGGGGAAGGAGUUCUUUUUGCCCGCUGACUCGGAGCUGCGUUCACUCAGGACUUCAAAGAUCUCUUCGCGACCUUGAUCGUCAGCCUCUUGCCGCUCUCGGCACACCGUGUGCGUCUGACCAAGGUGGAGCACACCUUCCUUUCCGAAGAUGCCAUCAACAACCUAGGCUCCCUCAAAUUCUCCCAGUCGAACCGGAUGCCCGAUCCCAAGGACCCCUCCAGGAUCGUGACAACCACGACGACCACGACCUUCUCGAUGGCCAAGGACAUGGCCCGCUCCAUCUGCCAGCGGUUCCUGGAGGCGAGGUUUAUCGAGUCGGCAGACGGGAGAUACCAGCAAGUCUACGCGAUGAAGGGCGUGGUCUGGCAGCUAACUCCCAAGGGCAUCUGCAUCCUGGACCGCUUCUGCUCGCGGAACGGCAUCCAACAGAAGCAGGUUGCGGAACUCGUUGGCUCAUCCUUGCCGCAGCUGGUGACGCUCGAGCGCGACGGGCAGACAGACAAGCUGCUUACGGACCGUGGCACCAUCGAGGUUAUCUUCCGGAGGUUCAUCGGCACCAAUGGUUUCAACAUCAAGUCCUCGGUGAGCUCGGCCGACUCGGAUUCCCUGAGUGAUUACAGGGACGGUCUCACCGGCGUCAAGAUGGCGGCGGAGCGCAAAAUCAACGGCAAGACGUACAAGGACACCUUCACGGGCAAGGCCGCCUCGGAUUGGCUCCUCGACUGCUCGACGACGGUUGACAAGCGGGAGACGUAUGAGAUCGCCUCGCUGUUUGUCAAGUACGAGCUCAUGGAAGCGGUGCAGCAAGACCGAGCCUACAUGAUGCAGCACCCUGCCUCGACCCUGUUCCAGCCCACCAAGCAUGCCAUCUACCAAGUCACCGCGAAGGGCCGGGAUCUCGCCAACGGUACCUCGACCAGGGGCCGCGCCUCGGAGAGCGAGGGCUUGUCAUCCUCGCGAGGCGGCGGGAUCGCCCGCGAUUCCAACACGCAGCGCCUCGACAAGAUCCUUAACGACCCCGCCCUGCGGCUGCUGUUCCGCGAAAACCUCCGCGAGACCCACUGCGAGGAGAACCUGUCCUUCUACCUCGAUGUCGACGAGUUCGUCCGGCAGUGCCGGCAGGCGAUCCGGGUCGCGCAAAAGAACCCCAACAACGCGGCGUCCCUGGAUGGCAUCAAGGAAAUCAUGGCGCAGGCCUACGGCAUCUACAAUGCCUUCCUGGCCCCCGGCUCGCCCUGCGAGCUGAACAUCGACCACCAGUUGCGGAACAACCUGGCCACCCGUAUGACGAAGGCUGUGGGGCAGGACGUCGCCAUGAUCGACACGCUCCACGAGGUGACGGCCCUGUUUGAGGACGCGCAAAACGCCGUCUUCAAGCUGAUGGCUAGUGACUCUGUUCCCAAGUUCCUGCGCAGUCCCAAGUACGAGCAGACGCUAAAGAACUACGACUUUGAUGCCGUUGCCAGCAGCAACAACUCGCAGGGCCGCGGUCCCGAGCGCAGCCAGAGCAGGUCAAACCGCAACUGACUGGCCAGAAUGCC
Messenger RNA from Thermothelomyces thermophilus ATCC 42464, 1558 nucleotides. RefSeq lists its product as uncharacterized. Gene Ontology annotation, biological process: intracellular signal transduction. The record is from RefSeq and is a predicted model, not a curated record. The coding region runs from base 213 to 1544 and encodes 443 amino acids. Lineage: Eukaryota; Fungi; Ascomycota; Sordariomycetes; Sordariales; Chaetomiaceae. The transcript has 2 exons.